AUGAAGACCAAUAGCCUCGCCCUCGCUGUCGUGAGCAGCCUCAUCGGGCCUUGCAAGGCCGCUCUGCGUUUUGGGUGCUCGUCGCUGAGCGUCCAGCGCCUUGACCCCGUCGUCCAGCCGGGGAUGAUGCCGUCGUCCCACGUUCACCAAAUUGUUGGCGGCAAUGCUUUCAACGCUACUAUGAACUCAGCAGUUGAGUUACCGGCUAAACUUGCUACCUGCACGACUUGCUUCUUUGCCGAGGACUUUUCCAACUAUUGGACGGCUGUCAUGUACUUCAAGCACCGCAACGGGACCUACCACCGUGUACCUCAGUACGCCAAUGCAAUGUUGGAGGGAUCGACGCAAGGCAUGACGAUCUAUUACACCCAGCAAGACUUCAACUCGAACGGAAACCAGAAGAUCACCGCUUUCAAACCAGGCUUCCGCAUGACUGUGGGUUCACCCACCGCCACCAACACGGCCACUGGUCUUCGAUAUGUCUGCCUUCAGAACUCCCUCACGCGGUUCCCCGAGCUACCCGAGUGGCCAAAACAGCCCUGCAGGGGUGGCAUCAUGACGGUUCAUCACUUUCCAGCCUGCUGGGAUGGAAAGAAUCUCGACAGCCCAGACCAUCAGUCUCAUAUGUACGCGACCACGAGAGACGCCUUCGCCCCGGCAGGGCCUUGUCCGGCAUCCCACCCGGUCCGCAUGCCGCAGGUCGCCUACGAGACACUCUGGAACACAACCAUGUUCAACGACAAGUCCAUGUGGCCUGAAGACGGUUCCCAGCCCUUCGUCUGGAGCUUUGGCGGCUCUGCAACUGGAGCCGGCACCCAUGCCGACUACCUGUUUGGCUGGAAGGACGACACCCUGCAGCGCGCCAUGGACUCGAGCUGCAUGUUUGAUGCCUGUGGUCAGAGUGUGCUCAAGACGCAGACACCAGCACAGAUGAACGCAUGCAAGCUCAAGAGUACUGUCAAUGAGAACGUCGAUGGCUGGCUCACCGCUCUUCCGGGUCAAGGUAUGCCAAUGUGA
Molecule: messenger RNA, 1017 nt
Organism: Thyridium curvatum
Lineage: Eukaryota; Fungi; Ascomycota; Sordariomycetes; Thyridiales; Thyridiaceae
Exons: 4
Coding region: 1-1017 (338 amino acids)
Source: RefSeq, a predicted model, not a curated record